Messenger RNA from Peniophora sp. CBMAI 1063, 1557 nucleotides. NCBI's taxonomy places the organism in Eukaryota, Fungi, Basidiomycota, Agaricomycetes, Russulales, Peniophoraceae. The record is from the annotation of a GenBank genome assembly.
AUGGUCGCGCCUCUGUACACUACUGCCUCUGGCCUACUCUUCCAUGCUGGAAAAAUCCUUGUUGUGACCGUCGGCCUUCCCGCGCGCGGUAAGACACACAUCUCGCGCGCUCUUGAGCGCUACCUACGUUGGGCCGGUGUCAAGACGCAGGUGAUAUCCUUGGGCGACUACCGUCGCAAGAUGAUUGGCGGGGCGCAAAAGCUACCUGCAGACUACUUUGUGCUUGGCGAAAAGUCUCCGGAAACACAGGCUCUACGGCAACAAUGUCUGGAAGGCUGUGAGCAGUCUAUAUGGGACUUCUUCAACCAUGGUGGACAAGUUGUCAUCUACGACGCGAACAACGGCAGGCGGGAUCAGCGCCAGCGCGUUGCGGAGAAGUUUGGUCAAGCGGGCAUUCAUGUCGUCUUUCUUGAAUCCAUGUGCGACGAUCCCAAGAUCAUUGAGAGGAACAUCCGCAGUGUGAAGAUAUCUUCGCCUGAUUAUCGCAAUUGGGAUCCCGAUCUGGCCGUCAAAGACUACUACCGCCGCAUCAAGGACCAUGAGGCAUUCUACGAGCCCGUCGAGGAGCUCACACAUCCUCAUAUUCGGAUCGUCAAUGUCGGAGAGAAGAUUAUGGUCAAUGCGAUACACGGGUAUCUUCAGUCCCGUAUCAUCUUCUUCCUCAUGAACAUCCACAACCGCUACCGCACGAUCUACUUUGCCCGUUCAGGACAUUCCUUGAUCGAACACUCGUAUAAGGCGGACGCAGACCUUUCGCCAGUCGGAUGGGAGUACGCCGAGAAGCUAUGCGAUUUUGUGCUUUCCCGCCGCGAGAAGUCCUUGAAGGAACGCGGGCUUGACCCAAAGACUAAUCGACUAGUUAUCUGGACCUCGGCACGUCGGCGUGCGCACCAUACGGCAUGGCCAUUCCUCGCGGCAGCAGAUGAUAAGCGUCCGGGCGGCGCGCGGUGCAAAGUCAAGUUGAUCGAGAAGCCACAGAUGGGCGAGAUCAACCCCGGCGUAUGGGAUGGGCUUACACCGGAGCAGGCACGCAAGUACUACCCGGAAGAGUGGGAGCGCUUCGCGCGAGACCCAUACUCGUUCCGUGCGCCGCGUGCAGAGAGCUAUCACGACUUGAGUGUACGCCUCGAGCCAACACUCAUCGAACUCGAGCGACAGCAGGAGGACUUGCUCAUCAUCGGCCACGCGAGUGUCAUCCGGUGCUUGCUCGCGUACCUCAUCGGUCUUCCGGCCAGCGAGGUCCCCGCCGUCGAAGUUGCGCGUGGAGAUUUGCACGAAGUUGUGCCCGCCAGCUACGGCGUUGAGAGCCAUGCACUGCACUUCUGGGACGGACCUGGCCGCACGCACGAGAACGGCGAUCAUCAUGCAUUCCACCAAGAUCAUUCACCCGGCAACUAUACGCCGCGCGACCCCAAUAACUUCUACGAGAACUACGCGGAGGACACGCGCGGGAAGAGGAGACCUACGGCUGGAGAAGGUGAUACGGAUGAGGCUGCCAGGCGAGCGAUCGUCGUGGAAGACGCGGCGAAGCCUCACGCUGAGUCCGCGUUCGCGUGA